AUGCAGUUGCCUGCCCCGGGAGCCUAGACUGUGCCCUGAAGAGGCGUGCAAGGUGCCCCCCAGGUGCACAUGCCUGCGGGCCCUGCCUUCAGCACUUCCAAGAGGACCAGCGUGGGCUGUGUGUGCCCAGGAUGCGCCAGCCACAGGGGGAGGGGCCGCCCCCGCCUCGGCUGGAAGAUGAGAUCGACCUCCUGGCCCAGCAGCUGGCGCUGAAGGAGGCCGAGCACUCACAGCUUAUGGCACAGCCCCUCCUUGAGGAUGGACCUCGGCUCCUGGAGCCUGUUACCCUGGGGUUCUCAGAGCGUGGUCAGAGACCUGAGUCCGGCCUGCCCUCUCCUCGGGGAGCCCCCACGCCCACACCCCGCACCUCUUUGGGCUCCCCAGUGUCUUCUAGGCCAGUGCACAUGGUGCCCCUGGAGCCCCGGGGUGGACGUGGCGAUGGCCUCGCCCUUGUGCUGCUGGUGGUAUUCUGCGUGUCUGGCGCUGCUGCCCUGGCUGUAGCCACACUGUGCUGGUGCAGGCUGCAGCGAGAGAUCCACCUGACCCGGAAGGCUGACUAUGCGGCUGCGAAGGCACCCAGCUCGCCCAGGACGCCCCGGAUCUCGCCUGGGGACCAGCGGCUGGCGCACAGCGCAGAGAUGUACCACUACCAGCACCAGAGGCAGCAGAUGCUGUGCCUGGAGAGGCACAAGGAGCCGCCCAAGGAGCUGGAGUCCAUCUCCUCAGACGAGGAGAAUGAAGACGGCGACUUCACCGUAUACGAGUGUCCCGGCCUCGCACCGACCGGGGAGAUGGAGGUGCGCAAUCCUCUGUUUGACCACGCCUCGCUGCCGGCGCCCCUGCCAGAACCCCGCUCACCGCCCCCGCUGCCAUGACCCAGGCUGUGCCUGCCAUUUGCUCACCGCUGCCCACGGCGCAGGAGCCUCGGAGAGAACGCUGCUCACCGUGCCAGUGCCGUGGCUGGCAGCGGCCCAGGGCCCCUGCCAGACAGAGCCCCGCCACGGGCUGGGAGACCUUGGUCUCCUUGCACCUCCUACGCUGGCAGGAGCGGGGGAACCCUAGAGCCCGGGCACCGGUGGGGAAUUCUGGAGACAAAAGCCAAUUAAAGUACCUUUCACGCCUGUGGUUCCA
Molecule: messenger RNA, 1131 nt
Organism: Chinchilla lanigera (long-tailed chinchilla)
Lineage: Eukaryota; Metazoa; Chordata; Mammalia; Rodentia; Chinchillidae
Gene: Npdc1
Product: neural proliferation, differentiation and control, 1
Cellular component (GO): membrane
Source: RefSeq, a predicted model, not a curated record